GGAAGGGCGGAAGCGGGGCUUCAGUAAUAAAUAAAACAUCUCAGCAUGCCCUGAAUGUUUGUACCCCGCGUCUUUCGCUCCGUAUCGAAAAACCCGACAAAAAUUUGACUCGCAAAACGAGUCGAAGAAGAUUUUCAAAUCUAUCUUCUUGGUGGUGUUUCCUGCGCGGCGGCGAAUGAGUUCAAUCCAGCCGACGGUAUCGUCAACUUCGCUUGUGUCCACCGCCGCCAGUGCAUCGAAUUCGAGUCCAUCGUCAUCAUCAUCACCGACACCGGAUUCAAUUUUCAUCUCGCUUGCCGUCGAAGCCCUGUUCUGUGUGGGAAGUGGUGCUCUUGGGGCGAUGAGUAUCCUGCAGCGCGGCGGAAUCGCCGAUGUUCUCAAGUACGUGGGCCUGACGACGGUAGCGGCCGGGUCCUUGCUGCUACUGUUGGAGCACCGAGAACGCCGGAAGCGAACCUUUAGCGAGCGAUCCGUGGUGAUUGUGACCGGGUGCGAUUCCGGAUUGGGAUUCAACAUAGCGCAAAUGUGCCACCGGAUGGGAUUCAUCGUCUUUGCCGGAUGCUUGAAAAGCGAUUCCGAUGGAGCCAAGAUGCUGGAGGAACUAGAUGGUAAAUCCGGAAGGCUGAUUCUACUGGAGGAGCUGGACAUAACGCUCGAGGAACGAAUCGUGUGCGCCAAGAAGAAGGUGAAGGACUUUUUGAAGUCCAAGCCGGAGUGCGAACUGUUUGCCCUGAUCAACAAUGCCGGGGUGAUGUGCUUCGGCGAGUUCGAGUGGCAACUCGAGCGUCACCUGGAACAGCAAAUCAAUGUGAAUCUCCUGGGAACGAUGCGGAUGACGAAGGCUUUCCUGCCGCUGUUGAGGCUACAACGUGGUCGGGUCAUCAACGUGACCAGUCAUUGUUCCCUGCAAGCUCUGCCAGGACUCUCGGUCUAUUCAGCAACCAAAGCAGCCCUCCGCUACUGGACCGAAGGCCUUCGGAUGGAAAUGUCCAGCUAUGGAGUUCCGGUGGUCAAUUUCAUUCCCGGAUCCCUGGUCACACAGAGCAACAUCUGCGCGAAUCAACAGCAAUAUGCCGAACAGAUGCGAGCGGCCUUCAGCGAGGAGCAGGCCCAAUUCUACGGGAGCUACUUCGACGAGUAUAAUGCCUACCUUCGGGUCAUUUCCGGAAUGAAACCGGUGCAAAGCUUGGCCGGGAACCACCCGGUGCUGCGAUGCUUCGAGGAUGCCCUGCUGGACGCCAAACCGAAGCCCCUGUACAAGUGCGAACCGUGGCGCUAUCGGAUGUACCAUUUUCUGUUCAGGAUCGCUCCGACGGCCGUCAGCGAUUGGCUUGUGAGGAGGUUCGUUGCCAUGCCGGAGUACCGGACACCGGAGUCCCGACAGGGUCACGGCAUAGUUGCCAGCUUAUGAUCGAAAUUCAAAGUUUCUGGAAGACGUUCUAAGGAGUAUGCAAUAUAUUUUGUUACCACACUGAACAACAUAGCGGUUUAUCAUUGGAGAAAGAAUAUCCUCAUUCUUUUUACGUUUAAAUAGUAAAAAUCUACCCAAGUACAAUGCAGAAACGGAGAUUUUACCUUCUCACCAUACACAGAUUGCUAUAAAUCUAGAACUUCACGGAAUUCCUUAUUCAGACAGACAAAAAUACGAACGUUCUUUCAUUUCCAUGCUCUCCGAGAAACGCAAAUUAGUUGGCUUUUUUUUAGCAGAGUCUCCUCCUUGAUUUUAUUUGCUUGCCUUCAUUUUUGUGUGUGGGUAAUUUAUUUCACAGAAAUAAAUACGUUGUACCUUCCCAACGAAUGGUCAUCGACACACCGGGAGCGAUGUGAUUGAAU
Molecule: messenger RNA, 1833 nt
Organism: Aedes albopictus (Asian tiger mosquito)
Lineage: Eukaryota; Metazoa; Arthropoda; Insecta; Diptera; Culicidae
Gene: sro
Product: D-beta-hydroxybutyrate dehydrogenase, mitochondrial
Exons: 3
Coding region: 176-1411 (411 amino acids)
Biological process (GO): steroid metabolic process
Cellular component (GO): intracellular membrane-bounded organelle
Molecular function (GO): oxidoreductase activity
Source: RefSeq, a predicted model, not a curated record